AUGGCGGGUCUUUUCCGUCUGCUCAAAAUGCAGUACACCCCUCCCACAGACCCGCGAGGGAUCUCCUUCGCCGGCAAAACAGUCAUAUUAACAGGAGCGACUUCUGGCCUGGGGUACGAAGCCGCCAUCAAAUUCCUCAAUCAGGGCGUGAAAUCUCUGGUUAUCGGCAGUCGCAGCUUGGAACGGGGCAAUCGCACCAAAGAAGCGCUUGAAAAAUACACCAAUCGGCCCGGUGUGAUCCAAGUCUGGGAGCUCGAGAUGAGCAGCUUCCAAAGUGUCCAAAAUUUUGCUAGACGCGUCAAUGAUGAGCUCAACAUGGUGGACAUCGCAUUACUCAAUGCUGGUCUGUGGAACCGCGAAUACACAAAGUCGCCCGAGGGCUGGGAAGAGAUACUACAAGUCAACACUUUGUCCACAUCACUACUGGCAUUACUGCUUCUUCCCAAGCUGAGGGAAUCUUCCUCGGACACCGACCCCACACACCUGAGUAUCGUCUCUAGCCAACAAUUUGUGCGCGUUAAGGCAGAGUCUCUCCGGACAGAGGGUCCCCUACUCGAGCAUGUAAACGAUCCGCAGCAAUUCAAGGGCCCGAAACAAUACGGCAUUUCGAAAUUACUCCUGGAGUACAUGACGAAGAACCUCGCCAACCUGGUUCGCAAUGAAGACGGUACAUUGCAGGUCAUUGUCAAUACCGUGAGCCCUGGACUCUGCCAAUCAUCGCUUGGACGGCACUACGACAGAUUCUACGAACGAUGGCUUGUAUGGUUGAUGUACAAGCUCUUUGCGCGCACAACUGAGCAGGGGAGUCGGUCUUUGGUCAGCGCGACGGUGCAAGGUGCAGAGUCACAAGGGAAGUGUUGGAGGAGUGAUGGAUACCUCGAUGAAUCUGUUGCCCUGACUACUGGGGAUGAAGGCAAACGGUUCCAGGCUAAGGCAUGGAAUGAGAUACUGCAGGUUUUGGAAGAGCAGGCAGCAAGCGUGAGAGAUAUCGUCCGGAGAUCUUAA
Messenger RNA from Penicillium cinerascens, 1005 nucleotides. Its product is annotated as putative short-chain dehydrogenase/reductase family protein. The record is from RefSeq and is a predicted model, not a curated record. Bases 1 to 1005 code for a protein of 334 amino acids. The transcript is spliced from 2 exons. Lineage: Eukaryota; Fungi; Ascomycota; Eurotiomycetes; Eurotiales; Aspergillaceae.